This is a messenger RNA of Calypte anna (Anna's hummingbird), 2924 nucleotides long. It is a transcript of the gene TSTD2, whose product is annotated as thiosulfate sulfurtransferase like domain containing 2. NCBI's taxonomy places the organism in Eukaryota, Metazoa, Chordata, Aves, Apodiformes, Trochilidae. The coding region runs from base 22 to 1488 and encodes 488 amino acids. The record is from RefSeq and is a predicted model, not a curated record. The transcript is spliced from 9 exons.
UCCCCGCCGCCUCGGGCGGAGAUGGCGCCGGGCGAGGUCCCCCCGCCCGCUCCGGGGUCGCCGCAGGGCAGCGCAGCGGCCGAGACGGUGUCCGUCAGGAAGCGGCGCGUUUCGGCCCAGAGGAAGGCCUUUUCCCUCUUCGUCAAAGCCAAGGAGGUUCCGGCCGCAGCCCCCGGCCCCGGCGGCGCGGGGUGCGUGCGGUGGCGGUGCUGCCGGCAAUCCUUCCAGGAGCUGGCCGGCAUCCACAAGCAUGUGGCUCUGCAGCACGGAGCGGACAUCUGGCGGCAGCUCGGGACGACCGACACCGGGCUGCAGGAAGAGCAGCUUGCGAAGCAGGCAGCGGAUGAAAAGAGCCCCGCGGCUCCGGAGGGCAAAGGCGGUGAGCCCCACGAUGGGCAGGCUGGCGGCACUCCCGAGAUCUCCGGUACCCUUCCAGACACGAGCCAGCUCAGCUAUGAGGACCUGACAAGCAAAAAGGGAGAAGUGCUUCUGUAUUACUGUUACUGUGAGGUGAAGGAUCCAGGGAAACUCUGUGAUUGGCAAAAGGCUCUGUGCCAGCAUCUGCAUCUCACUGGCAAGGUACGAGUUGCUUCAGAAGGGAUUAAUGGGACAGUCGGUGGAAGCAAAGUAGCUACCAAUCUCUACAUUGAAACUAUGCUUUCACAGCCUCUCUUCAAAGAUAUUUUGUGUCGAGAGGAUUUCAAGAGCAGUGCAGGAGGAGCACACUGUUUCCCAGACCUUCGAGUUGGAGUAUUCAAAGAAAUUGUACCUAUGGGCAUUGAUCCAAAGAUAGUGUCAUAUAAAGAAACUGGAAUCCAUUUAUCCCCUCAGGAAUUUCAUAGAGAAGUAGAACAGUAUUUGUCUCAGGCCAGUCAAGGACAAGGUGACACCAUCUUGCUGGACUGUAGAAACUUCUAUGAAAGUAAAAUAGGACAUUUCCAAGGCUGUCUAGCGCCAGAUAUCAGGAAGUUCAGCUAUUUUCCCAGCUAUGUAGAUGAAAACCUGGAGCUUUUUAAAGAUAAACGUGUCCUGAUGUACUGCACAGGAGGGAUUCGUUGUGAAAGAGGCUCCGCUUACCUUCGUAGCAAGGCAGUGUGCAGAGAGGUUUACCAGCUAAAGGGUGGAAUUCACAAGUACCUGGAAGAUUUUCCAGAUGGAUUCUACAGGGGGAAGCUGUUUGUAUUUGAUGAUCGUUACGCCAUUUGUUCCAAUGAAGAUGUCAUCUCAGCAUGCAGAUACUGUGGGACACUGUGGGACCAGUAUAAACUUUGUUCCAGCCAGCACUGCCGGCAGCUUGUCCUGACAUGUCCAAAUUGUUGCAACAAAGGUCUUACAGCUUGCUGUCCUGUUUGCCAAGAGAAAGAGCUCCGAGUGACUUCAGGGGCUUCAGGAGAGUCAGUGAAGGAGGAAUGUGAAUGUACAAGGCAACGGCAAAGGGUACCCAUUGAGCAUGUCUCACAAAGGACACUGAACACAGGAAAAGAUUAAACUGUUUCAGUAGUUAGUCUGACACAUGCUAAUGAGAAGGGCUUCUAUAACCAGAUCACUGUCUGUUACUCAGUUAGGUUUGGAAAUAAUGAAAAUGAGUUGUCUUUGAGAGUCUUGUUCAUAUGCUGCCUUUAAGCCUAGAGUAUGUCCUGAAAACUAUCCAUUACUUGAUUGCAAAUUGCCAGAGUGCCCAACCCACCACCAGCACUACAGGAUUCCUCUUCUUGGGUACAGUCUUGUAGCGUGGCCUCAACCAUGGGGAUUUUGGUGCAUAGUAUAUGCAAAGGGACACAGCUGCUCACAUUUCAAAACACAUUUCAUAAGAACAUAAUAUCAAUUCCGUUAUUUUACUCCUGCAUGGAGAUGGAUCUGUCUGACCUCUCUACUGGUCAUGCAUUUGCUUUAAUAUUUAGUGCUAGUGUGUGAAAACAGCAGAUCUAUCAAUUGGUGUGGGUACAUGACCUGAUUAUAGUGGAGAGUAUUUUCAAAGUAAAUGCCAUCUGCCUGCACCUCUUGCUUUAUACCAGUGAGAAGCAAGGGGCAGUAGCCUAAGUCACUGACAUGACACCUGUGCAAAACUGCCUGUAAAACAGCAUCAGGCCCCCUCUUCCAGCUGGAGCAAAGGUCCACAGGUAGACACUGUCUGCCCACACUGUUGUGUGUGGUCUAUUGGAUGAACAGCAAAAGUCAUUCUCAUUCCAGUGCACUGUCUCCUCAGGAGCUGCUGUUUCCCUCAACUUGUCAGCACAUGAAAUAUCCAAUGCUCUGCUCUGCUUGCACUGGCAAAAUCAACAGCUUGAAACAUGUUGAAACCGAGACACCCAGAGAGGGUAGCACAGAGACUGUAAAAAACCCCAGCAUUAUGGCACUGGAAGUGAUGCUAACAUGUGCUUAACUGUCAUGUCAGCAGCAGCUAUAAUGACUUUGCAAGAUCCAAGUUAAAUAACUCAAGAUUUGGGGAAUAUUUGCAAUUUGUAAACAUGGGCUGAGUUUCUCAAAAGUUCAAAUAUUUAUACAGUUUCCAGCUUCUAUUAGUGGGGAAAUAUAUUUGAAUUUGAAGGGAUUCAUAGUCUAUGAACUCAAAAUACUCCUCAGUGUACUGCUUUGUGUGCUUGAUGCUGUAGAAUGUACAGAAGGGUUUUAUUAAUAGUGUAGAAGUUGUGUCUUUACUCAAGAAUGUCUUUGAAACUUACUGUCAUUCUUGGUACUAAAUAGUAAUUAGUUAUUAGGAAAUCAGUAACACUGGGUUGUUGGCAUUUUUUGCUGACAGCUGCUUUUAAAAGCAAGAUAACAGUUCACUCAGGAUUCUGCAAUUGCAUUGCAGUUAAGGCCAUGUUAUUUUCAUAUAGAUUGAAGCUUUCUUCCUCAAUGCUAUGAAAUCAGCAAAGCCUCAUUGUUGGCUUUACUAGCAACAUGGGCAUUGGUUCCAUUAAAGC